This is a messenger RNA of Colletotrichum karsti, 390 nucleotides long. RefSeq lists its product as uncharacterized. Lineage: Eukaryota; Fungi; Ascomycota; Sordariomycetes; Glomerellales; Glomerellaceae. Bases 1 to 390 code for a protein of 129 amino acids. The record is from RefSeq and is a predicted model, not a curated record. The transcript has a single exon.
AUGCUGUCCCCGUUCUCCCCCCUCCCGAACUACAUCCUCGGCACGGGCCUGACCUUCGUCGGCCUCCUCGGCUUCAUCAAGCCCCUGGCCGUCUACGACGCCUUCGGCAUCCAGCGGCCGCUCUCCGCGCAGGCGGACCCCUUCAGCUACGCCAAGGCCGGGCGCGACCUGGCGACCGGGCUCCUGUUCGUCGCGUUGGAGACGUAUCAGGAGGGCAGCGGCAACGAGGACGCGGUGACGAUGUUGUGGGCCACGACGGCGCUGGUCGGGCUGGUCGACUGGUGGGUUGUCCGCAGCAUGGGGGGCAAGGAGCUGAGGAGCAAGAGUUACGUGCAUCUGGGGAGCGGUGCGCUCUGUGCGCUCUUUGCGGGCUGGAGGUUGAUGUAUUGA